Blastocystis hominis is the source of this 1302-nucleotide messenger RNA. RefSeq lists its product as hypothetical. NCBI's taxonomy places the organism in Eukaryota, Bigyra, Opalinata, Blastocystidae. The record is from RefSeq and is a predicted model, not a curated record. Bases 1 to 198 code for a protein of 65 amino acids. The transcript has 3 exons.
AUGGGAUGUACACAAUCUAACAUGAUAUCCUACGCGGAAAUUACCGAUGAGGAUCGAAAGUUGAUUCCCACUUUGUUUCGGGAAAUCAGCUCAGCGCAUCACUCUCGAGGAGUUUCAUAUUGGCUUGCAUCCAGUUUUGUCAAAGAAGGUACUGUACCUUUUAAGAUUGGAGUAAGUUACUUUUGUACGGAUCAAUGAUAGGACGAGACGUACACUGCAGAAUACGUGUGCGUUACAAAGAAAGGAUACGAUCCUGAAGAAUUGGAUAAACCCUGUCAGGAUUCGUAUCUUUUCAGUGAAUCAACAUUUAUUAUCAACGGAAAGGAAGAGAGGGGAUUGUUCGCUGGUGUUUUUGAUGGUCAUGGUGCCUUUGGUAAGGAAUGUUCCAUCCUCUGUCGCGACUAUGUAUUCACUGAGUGAUAAACUGCUGAUAUUUCAGAUUGAAAAGUGUAUUACGUCCCAUUCUUCUGUCUCUUCCGUCGAGUCUUUCAUUUCUGAUAGCUUGAAAAAGUGCAACGACAACAUGCACGAACAGCGUUUUUCUUGCGGUCCCGACGACGUACAUUGUCCCCCUUUUCCUCUCCUCUAGACCUACAGCGGGACGACCGCAGUGUGCAUCUCCCUUGUGAACGGCGUUCUCUCCUGCAUCAACAUCGGAGAUAGUCGCUGCGUCGCGGGGUUCGUCGCUCCCGACGACCAAGUAAUUCCCAUCCCGCUUUCCCGUGACCAAACCCCCUCUCGUCCCGUUCUUUUUUCUUUCUGUUUUCUCACCCACAGGACGAGAAAGAGCGCCUCGAGCGCUGCGGCGCGGAGAUUUCGACGCUGCGACAGCGCCGCAACUCGAACGACCAGCUGGUGCAAAGCGGCGAAGUGGACGCUUCGCUCUCCGAUCCGCCGCGCAUUUACAUCCCGCACAAAUCCUUCCCUGGAGCUGCAUUCUCACGGUCCAUCGGAGACUACAUGGCGGAAACGGUGGGAGUGAUCGCCGAGUCGGAAAUCGAAUCGAAGAAAGCCGUUUCGGGGCUGAAUCACGUGAUUCUGGGGAGUGAUGGUCUGUGGAGCUACUAUACACAAGAGGAAGUGGCGUGUGCGGUGAAGUACUCGACGGAUCUGGGGAAGACGGCUGUGAGUAUUGUGAUGAACGGGUUUCUGCGGUGGAUGAAUAGCUGCGGAGGAUCGGAUGAUAUCACGAUGGUUGUGAUAAGAUUCCCUUCGCUGCCGAAGGAUGAGGCUGGCGAAGCGGACUGGAAGCCUAGUGAACAUCUGAAGAAGAAUACGAUGGUUUUUACGAAUAAGUGAUUU